Messenger RNA from Dermacentor silvarum, 2040 nucleotides. RefSeq names its product UPF0711 protein C18orf21-like. The record is from RefSeq and is a predicted model, not a curated record. The coding region runs from base 106 to 762 and encodes 218 amino acids. The transcript is spliced from 5 exons. NCBI's taxonomy places the organism in Eukaryota, Metazoa, Arthropoda, Arachnida, Ixodida, Ixodidae.
GGAUAUGAACUGGCUUUUGCGCUCUUGAUUUGACUGGCAUUACGGUGUACUGGCAUUAUGUCAUUGAAACUUGAAUCGCAGGUAUAAUUUAAUUAGAGUAAAGAAAUGAGCAACAGUAACUACGAAGUGUCAAUUGCCACUUUGAGCUACCUUCAUAAAUUAGCAAAAGCAUGCAGUGCAAUAUCGUUGCCGCUUACAAGGUGCAUAAGCUAUCGUCUUCUGGAAUGCAGUGAACGCCGAGGUGUGAGUGAGAAAAGCCUUUUGACGAAGUGUGAGAGUUGUGGGAUUGCUUGGGACCCAUCCAGUGUUAAAAUUCGGACAAAGCCCAGACCGGUGUUGCGACGGAGCAUUAGGAAGCUACUUGCCAAGGAACAGCACCGGCCAUGGCUACUCAGCUCGAGGCAGAAGAAACUACUGAAGCGUUUCAAGUGUGCUACAACAAUGCUGGUGUACCUGUGCAAAGUGUGUGGCAAAAAGCAGGAGCAGUCAUGUCCAAAACUUUUGAAGAACCACCCAUCAAAGGCUAAUUCAAGCCUGUUCUGCAACAAAGCAAUUGCUACAAAGAGCACAAAGAGACCCACUUCAAGCCCUAUUCACGUGCUUGUAAAGAAGAAGAAAGAAGAAAAAUGCACAGUAUCUGAUACUCUAAAGGAAUGUGCCUCUGUAAAACGCAACAGGAGUUUGCUGAAGCGUGUUCUUAUUGAAGAGGACACACGAAGAACCAGCAGUGGAGGGCUUCAUAGUUUCCUGUCUUCUCUGUAGUGUCAAAUGUGUGUUUCUCUCAGUUACUGUAUCAGCUACUGUUAAGGAAAGGUGAAGGAUGCAGCUGCAUGUUUAAUAUUUCCUUGGAGGCUAACCACAGUAACAUUCAUUGUGACAGCAUUUUGAAUUUUCUGAAGCCCCAUAGCAUGCCAUGUGUCACUAGCAAGGAACAUACUUUGGCCACUUCAUACAUUAGUUGGAAUAAAGGGAAACAGUGGAGUAGAUGGGUCGGCCAUAAGCAGACACAAUGAAGAGCUGACUUAAAGGGACACUAAAGGCAAAUACUAAGUCAAGCUAAAGUGAUGCAUUAGUGCACGAGUAUCUCUAAAGCGUCAAUAUUAUCGCGAGCAGAGCCUUAGUAAUAGAGAAAUUAAGGUAAAUGCAGGACAUGAUUAGCGACUCCCCCGGGACAUUCAAGUACUCGCCCGAUGACGAAGGCACUCCUCAUUUAAAUUCUGUCACUAGUACUGAACCACUCGUUAUGAAAACAUCAUUGUACUGUAUUAUAAGAAGAAAGAAAAUACUACUUCACCAGUUGUAUUACAUUUUUACAAAAAAGAACUAACUGACAUUACACCGUUGACAACAACGCGGGCGGUCAAAAUGUUUCGUGUUCGCUCGACUCUGCGCCGCCCGCACUUUCGCGUUUCAGUUUUUCUGUUAACGUGUAGUGUUGCACUUGUUUUUCUGGCUCGCGAACCUCGCACUAACUGCAAGUAGCAGAGAAUUCCACUUCCACGCGACGUCGCGGAAUGCCCGAACGGUCUACGCCACUUUACCAAAAUCAGCUGCAGCGGCGCACCGUACCACCAUCUGUCGGGCGCCGUUACACUCACCAACGGCAGAAAAUGGCGUAUGCAACGUCACAACUCCUCAAUUGGCGUGGCGGGUGAUUUGAAUUGCAAUAAAAUUAUUUGGACCCUUCAGAUCCAAUUUUUUCGUAAACUAAGUCUUUUCUUUGCAUGAGACAAGCGUUUUGAGGUUUCUGGAAAGGUAUUUAAACAGUCCACGUCGACUUAGUAUUUUCCUUUAGUGUCCCUUUAAGGCUGGUUUAAUAAGCAAAGUAGAAAGAAUAAGUAAAUGUAUGUUGGAACAGAUACAGGAAUUUCGAAGGCAUGGGAGGUGGCAAGAAGCAGAAGAAUAAGAUAGGGACAGCAGGGUAUACAAGAACAAGUGCUAACUUUCAAGUAAGUUUUAUUAAGCAAAAAACAGCAUAGCUAUUCUAUUGGGACUGUCCUGCAUGACAAAGAACUUCUGUACCUGUCUUAAUAAAAUGGU